Messenger RNA from Chelmon rostratus (copperband butterflyfish), 4994 nucleotides. It is a transcript of the gene wnt6b, whose product is annotated as wingless-type MMTV integration site family, member 6b. Gene Ontology annotation, molecular function: cytokine activity; frizzled binding. Gene Ontology annotation, biological process: multicellular organism development; cell fate commitment; canonical Wnt signaling pathway. Bases 423 to 1490 code for a protein of 355 amino acids. The record is from RefSeq and is a predicted model, not a curated record. Lineage: Eukaryota; Metazoa; Chordata; Actinopteri; Chaetodontiformes; Chaetodontidae. Gene Ontology annotation, cellular component: extracellular region. The transcript is spliced from 4 exons.
AGCGGCCAGGCUCCGCGCGUCCUCGCAACCGCAGCCGUUUCGUGCGCCGUUCCGCAGUCAGGGAGGACUUCGCUGCUCGGUGCUACUUCUCGUUCCUCCUCAUGAGAGCAUGUAGCGCGCCGCGACAGAUGGAGCAGAACGACAAUGAAGAGGUUAACCACACCUUUGAAAGCCGACAUCUCUUCAGUAGCCUCUUGACCAACUUUCUUGCGCAUUAAGAUGCGCCCGACAGAAGAGGAGCUGGAUGAUGAACUUUUUGCGCUCUUGUUGACAGACAGUUUCCAGUGAGCUUUCGCUGAGCGCGCCGCCAGAAAGCAGGGACCUCCUAUGCAUUUAAGAAAUAAUCCAAGUCGGUGUUGGCUGAGCUCGUCAGUACUUUAAACUUUGCUGGGGAAUCUCCUGGAAGAUUCGCUGCGUUCACCAUGACGGUUCGUCUAUCACGGAUCCAACUGGCCCUGUUCUUCAUCUUGCUCUGUCCGGUCAAUAUCAUCGGACUGUGGUGGGCGGUGGGCAGUCCGCUGGUGAUGGACCCCAACAGCAUUUGCAGGAAGGCGAAGCGGCUGGCGGGGAAGCAGGCUGAGCUGUGCCAGACUCAGCCUGAGAUUGUCAGUGAGGUGGCCAAAGGGGCCAGGCUGGGCGUCAGGGAGUGCCAGUACCAGUUCAGGUACCGCCGGUGGAACUGCACUAGCCACAACAAGUACUUUGGCAAAAUACUGCAGCAAGAUAUCCGGGAGACCGCGUUCGUUUACGCCAUCACGGCCGCCGGCGUGACCCACGCUGUGACCCAGGCCUGCAGCAUGGGAGACCUCCUGCAGUGCGGCUGCGAGGCGACCAGGAACAGAGCGCCGCCACGGCCGCCUUCAUCCUCCUCCUCUGGGGACGGGGUCAAGUGGGAGUGGGGGGGCUGCGGAGACGAUGUGGAGUUUGGUUAUGAAAAGUCGAAGCAGUUUAUGGACGCCAAGAGGAGACGCGGCAAGAGCGACAUCAGGACGCUCAUUGACCUGCACAACAACGAGGCAGGGCGGCUGGCGGUGAAGCUCUACAUGCGGACAGAGUGCAAGUGCCACGGACUGUCGGGCUCGUGCACCUUGCGCACGUGCUGGAAAAAGAUGCCUCACUUCCGCGAGGUAGGCGACCGCCUGCUGGAGCGCUUCAACGGCGCUUCCAAGGUGAUGGGCGGCAAUGACGGCAAGACCCUGAUCCCUGUAGGCCAGAACAUAAAGCCACCGGAUAAGCAGGAUCUGAUCUACUCUGACGAGUCGCCCGAUUUCUGCCUCGCAAAUCGGAAAACCGGUUCGCUGGGGACGCGGGGACGCAUAUGCAACAGCACGGCCAUGGACAUCAGCGGCUGCGACCUGCUGUGCUGCGAGCGUGGCUACCGGGAGGAAACGGUGGUGUUUGAGGAGAACUGUCUGUGUCGUUUCCACUGGUGUUGUGUGGUCCAGUGCAAGAAAUGCUUGGUCCGAAAAGAGCUCAAUCUCUGCCACUGAUGAACUGAUGAACUGCGGUUGAGAGCUGUCAGUAUGAGUUGGUUAAUUAUAAUUUCUUCUGUUACUUUUCGAGGUUUUUGCUUUAGUUUGGCUAGUGUGAGAGAAGGAUAGCGUUUGGACUUUCAUGGUGAUCCUUUUGUUUCCAUUUUUUGCACCACUCAGUCAGAUAAUUCCCCAAAAGCGUUCAUUUCAAAUAGUAUUCGAUCCUUGUUUGUGCUGUUUGGUUCCCAUGAAUUUUGACAGACUUAACCAGUGCUGGCCAAAGACUCAAAGGGUACAAAAAGUAGAUGCAACCAUGUGGGAACAAUGGCAAGGGGGACUAAAAGAAGUCAAAUUGAGAAACGUUUCUUUCUGAACUACCUAUUUUUCUUUUUCUUGAAUAUAAAAAAGGACCAAAGAAUGUGAAAAUUUUCCAUCUCAAUGAAAGAGGAGGACCUAUGUAUGCACAGAGGACCUACAUGUGGCACAGUAACUCUGUGUCACUUCCACUCAGCAGCAGAGCGGCGUGAUGUUGACUGCUAUUGAAAACCAAAGAGUCUCAGGCUUCAGCUUGUGCUGAUGCUCCUGAUUUGAUUAUGAAGUUUUCUUGAUUGACCGUUUGCUAAGCCUCAUCCCACAGUACCAGUUAAUAAUUUUCUAAAGAAUUGCUCCUUAGCCAUGGAAAUAACUCUGCAUUAUUUUACUACAGUAGGUAGUAUGUUAUUUAGCCAGGCAUGCUAACAUUUGCAGCCUUCGUUAGAGCAGGUAAACACAUUUACUACAAACAAAAACCUCACCAUGCAAGCUCUUUAUAUACAGAGUACCACACUUGCUUCAGCAUGCACAGAACCCCACAGCUUGACCCUGUAAACCUGCCACGCCUUGCUACGGUCGCUAAACUGUGAUUGGACAAUUACUCUUCGUGGGAGGAGUUUAGUGAAAGGUCAAUUGUUCAAACUGGCCACUAGUCCACAAAAGCCACACUGAUCAUUAUGCGCAAUCUGAUUUCUAUCUACAGUGGUAUCACAGAAAAAUUUGAUCUUCAGUACUUUCGUUUUACUUUGCCGUGUGAUUACAGAAUAACCAUGCAACAACAUUCUUGAUGAUGCAUCAACAAUAAUUCGAGCAUGUUUAUAUUCUACCAACCCCCAAAAUCUUUAAAAAUCUUGACAUCAAUUUGUGUCUCAGUUUUAGUUAUUAUUAUUUGCAAACACGCUAAAUCGAAAAAGAUAACAGUCUGGACUUUUUUUCCCUGCUACUGCAUCAAAAAUACACACAAAAAAAGGGAACUGGUAUCACAUUAUCAUAUUUGAAGAACGCUGUCGACACCAUGUUUUGCAGGAGUGGACUCGGCCUGCCAGCAAAGACUGUUAUUUAUAUAAAGAUACGAUGACAAGACUACUCACUUCCAGCUCUCUCAGAAGCACUUUGGAUGCGAUGGCUGCCGUGGACUUCCUCAGUAGCUCGGCAGGAGAAAACUUUCGGGGUUGUCCGUUUCUGUUAAAGCAAAAGAGAAACCUUUAUUUACAUGACAUUGUUCGGUAUCAAGAAAAUGUAUAUAAUGUAUUUUGUUUAUCUGUUAUGAUACACAGGGCUAAUGUAAUAAUGCACUUUGGAUGUUAGCUUUCGUUUGAUACUGUAUGUGUGUGUGUGUGAGAGAGCGAACGUGUCGAGUGUGUGUGUGUGUGUGUGUGUGCAGGUUGGCCAGUUAUCACCGUAUCCUCCAGCUGACAGUACCGUCUCUAUAUCUUUAAGUUGCUGUCUGACGUUAAACUGCAUUACGUUGGUUAUUAAAAGCACACUGCUCUUUGACGCUCUGCCUUCGUGUGAGGCAGACAAGCUCUUUUAGUCGUUUAUCGCAGAGGAAGUAUCUUUCCCAUAAACCAUAAAUCAUGUCAUCUCAUUUACAAUUAAGUUUUAUUACCAGACAAUGUACAGUAACUAUACUGAACUAUAACGCUACAUUGCUUCCACUUGUUCUGUCACAGCUGUUUGUCUUUGAGUGAGCGUUCAGGUCGGAUCUUAUCUCACCUGCGAGGAUUCAGAAUCAUCUCGUCUCGAUCGUACAGGUGGUUGUGUUUAUGUUUCAAGAAGGUAGCACGAGUCGCAUGUGACUGCUCCUGAAGUCACAGGGUUACUUUGAAUAUCUGCUGCAUGGCAGCUUUUUGCAGGGCAAAGACAAAAUGAACGCCUUGAUUAGCGACUUUUCAGACGGCUCUAAUGUGGGCAGUGUCUCUGCAGCCCUUUAUGAAACUUAAAACCUGUGUGUCCAGCUUUGUUUUGCAACUUUUCAACGAGCUCUGCAUCAUUUUAAUUCCAAAGUGAGAUAUCGAUCAUUGGUAAAACACUGGCACACAUGUAAAGUAGGCUUUGGUUGGGUGUUGGCAGUUAUCCUUACAUUUAAGAGGCUUUUUGAAGUAUUCUGAAAAAGCAUUUUGGAAAGAAAUGUGUCACAUAUUUAAAGACAAAACCUAAAUCUAUUUGUUAGAACAAGGCCCCAAAGGUUCAGAAGCUGCAGCUGCAUUAUUUCAAUGACAAAAUGGCAACGUAUCGAGUCAUUAUUAGCAUGAUCGCUAUUGCAGCAAUAAAACAGCUGAGAGUAUUUCUGUGAACAUUAAUUUAAUAUUAGAAUGAGAUCAACAAACUGGUUUCAAAUCUUACUAGUGGUGGUCUUGGCAUGACAAACCACUGAUCUUCAGUCAGUUAUUGUUGCUGUGACUGUGAUUGGGUUCAUGUAAGGCCUGGUGAUGGUGGUAAUUAUCAGAAAUAAUGGAACCACGGAAGUCACAUGAUGUUUUGGCCUGAGGUCGUAGCUUUAACGUCUGUAACUCUACAAUGCAAGAAUGACUCAAGACGAGGUCGAGAGAGGUGAGCCCAAGACCAUUUAAAUGUCUGCGUAUAUCAGAUCCGUGGUUCUCAAACGUUUCCUGUCAUGCCCCCCUCUCAGAGGCUGAAAAUCGCUCAUGCCCUCCACCCCACGAUUUCGAUCCGCCGUUGGGAAAGAAACUAACAAAAAAGGAUCCAAGUUAAAUUUUAGUGAAAUAAAGGUCAGCACGAUAACAUCAGCCAUCAUCAUCAUCAUCAUAAAUCGUAUUCUCUCAACUUAGUUUCACUCCAUAAAGUUCUGCCUCCCAGUUUGAGAACCACUGUGUUAAAUUAAGCACAUUCCACAUACUUCCAAUUUUCAGACAUUAUUCUAACCAGGUUUGGUGGAAAACAACAGAAUGGAGCAAUAAGAUUUUUACCAGAAAGGAAAUAAUGUAACAGCGACUGUUAAAAACAUUUCAGUGACAGCUACGUAAUGCAGCCCACUGUUGGCCAAGUAGGUUGUGUUAGUGUCGGACAACUUACCUGUCCACAGGUGUUACAGAGUUCAGUGAUGUGGCAUCUAUUUAAAGGCAUUGUGUCAUGCUUGCUUCACAUUUCGUUACGCUCUUCAUUUUUAUAUUCUUCAGAAAUCAUUUCAUAUCUGGAUGUUAUGUUGCAUUUUCAUUUAGCAUAAAACUACUGUUUGUGACUCACAUU